This is a messenger RNA of Diplodia corticola, 1212 nucleotides long. RefSeq lists its product as uncharacterized. Bases 1 to 1212 code for a protein of 403 amino acids. The record is from RefSeq and is a predicted model, not a curated record. Lineage: Eukaryota; Fungi; Ascomycota; Dothideomycetes; Botryosphaeriales; Botryosphaeriaceae. The transcript has a single exon.
AUGACGACACCCCCCGUCCCUCCUCUCGUCCCUCCCCCCGCACCGACAACAGCAGCACCGCCGUGGAUCCUCCCCAGCGCGCUGCUCACCUUCGCCGUCGCCGCCGUCGCCGUGCUGCUCGCGUACCACCUCACGUUCCGCCGGGGGAUCGACGUCGAGCCGCCGCUGGAGUCGCCGCUGGCUUCGCCGCUGGAGUCGUUGCUGGAGUCACCGCUGGAGUCGCCAAUGCAGUCGCCAAUGGAGCCGCCGCCGCCGCCGCCGCCGCCGCCAUCGGAGGAUGACGAUGACGAUGACGACGACGAUGACGAUGAGGAUGAUAAGGAGGAGGAGGAGGAAGAAGAAAAACAAGAGGAAAAAGAGGCAGACCGUCCGCCGCCGUGGUUGCCAUCUGCGGCGCCGUUGUCAUCCGCGCCGUUGUCAUAUGCGCCGCUGUCAUCUGCGCCGUUAUCACCUGCGCCGCUGCCGCCGUGGCCGUCGUCGUUCCCGACCACCGAUUCGAAACAGGGCCCGCCGAUAGCGUUCGUCCGCAAUGGUCGCGUCUUUUCUUCCCGGCCAGAAGAAAACGUCAGCGGCGGUGGCGGCGACAGCAGCAGCAGCAACAACGAGCCUUUAUGGCGAGCACUCGCAGGCGGCCGGGGUAAUGCGAUCGUGCCGCCGAUAAGGGCGACGAGGCUGGCGAAGGACUUGCGGCGGGAGUGGAGGUGGAAGCAGGACAGCAGCGACAACAAGAACAACAACGGCGACGACGACGAUGACGACGACGACGAGACGUCGAAGCUUCUACCGGGGACGCCUACUCCGUCGGGCAUUGGCAAGGCGAACGGUUCUCCGACGACGACGACGACGAAGACGACGACAAGCGGGUCUUUGCCUUGGGCUGCUCGGGAAAACGGCAUGCCCUGGAUUCGGGCUCAGCGGCCGAGGGAUGGAAGGAGGACGAGGGCGGUGCCCAGCGUCGAGCGCGUGGAGCCACCGUGGCGGCAGGGAAACGCCGCCGCGAUGGGAGACGGUGAUGCUUUCGGUCGAUGGAGUGAGCACGGGAGGAGGUCGGGGCUGCCGUACCGUGGAUACGUGGGCGAUGGUGGUGGCUAUCUGGAUCAGAUCUCGGGCACCUUGGAUCUGGUGGUCGAUAAGUUGACGAUGCAUUUCGGGGACGAUGGCGGCGAGGAAGACUUGGUGUUUCCGAUUACGGAGGAAGAAAGGGGAAGCUAG